AUGACCAGCAAUUCUGAUGAAAUGCGUCUUUAUCAGGAAGCUUUUGCACUAUUCGAUAAAGAUCAUGAUAAAAUAAUAGCACCACAAGAAUUAGGUGUUGUUCUUCGUUCAUGUGGUUUAUCACCAUCAGAAGCUGACCUACAAAAAAUUCAACAACAAGUUGGUCGAAAAAUAGACUUUGAUACCUUUGUUCGAGUUGCACAAAAUUUUAAAGCAAAUAAUCAUGAAACAGAAGAUGAUAUACGUGAAGCUUUUCGUGUAUUCGACAAAGAUGGAACAGGUUAUGUCAGUGUUGCUGAACUGAAGCAUGCAAUGAUAUCAUUAGGGGAAAGACUUACCGAAGAAGAAGUGGACGAGUUGACACGUGAAGCUGAUAUUGAUGCUGAUGGACGAUGUAAUUGUGAAGAUCUGGUGCGAAUAUUGACAAACAAACAACGCUAA
Molecule: messenger RNA, 441 nt
Organism: Rotaria socialis
Lineage: Eukaryota; Metazoa; Rotifera; Eurotatoria; Philodinida; Philodinidae
Source: the annotation of a GenBank genome assembly